Molecule: messenger RNA, 2043 nt
Organism: Polychytrium aggregatum
Lineage: Eukaryota; Fungi; Chytridiomycota; Chytridiomycetes; Polychytriales
Exons: 9
Coding region: 51-1919 (622 amino acids)
Biological process (GO): SRP-dependent cotranslational protein targeting to membrane
Cellular component (GO): signal recognition particle, endoplasmic reticulum targeting
Molecular function (GO): 7S RNA binding; signal recognition particle binding; endoplasmic reticulum signal sequence receptor activity
Source: RefSeq, a predicted model, not a curated record
GAUCUCGACGAGUGAGCACGGCGACGCAGCUCCAAACGAAACUCACGAUCAUGGAUUCUGUCGAAGCCAUCGCAGCCCCUUUGAUUCUCGACGUGUUGUCGCUCACCAAUGAGGCCCGAAGCGCCCAUGGUCUCCGCCAUCAAGACUAUCAGCGAUAUCGACAGUAUUGCACCCGCAAGAUCGAGCGGGUGCGCAAGGCCCUUUCUCUGACCCAGGGCAAGAAGCGGUUUGAGAAGAAGGAGAUCACCGCCGAUGUGGUGUCGGAGAGUCGCCAUCUUGAGAUUCUGCUGUUCGACACCGAGCGGAACUGGAGCUAUGCUAUGCAGCUGAAGCGCGAAUCGAACGACGAGCCGAGAAAGCACCACCACUUGAUCCGCAAGCUCAAGAAAGCCGCCGAUGUGUCAGCGGCGCUCGAACAAGUGUGCCAGGACAAAGACGUCGAGCCUCGAACCCUUCUGGAGGUCCAGGCCUAUGCCCUCGUCAUGGGCGGCUAUCUUUUAUUCGAGAGACAGGAGUGGGAGCAAUGUCUUGAAAAGUUUGGAGCAGCCCGCACCAUUUACGAAAAGCUGGCUAGCGUUGGAACUGCCGAGCAAGAGGCCCUGUGCCACGUCGCCAUCGAUGCCAUCGAUCCCAGCAUCCGAUACUGCGCAUACAAUCUCAAACUCAAGGGCGGCCAGACGCUUGACAUCUCGGCCUUGCUGGAGAUGAGAAACAACAGCGAGGGAGCCGGUCUGGAUCUGGUGGCCGCCAAGGUCGAGUCGCUGCUGUCUCAAAGUCGCCAGGAGCGUGCCGGCCAGGUUCACGACAUCGGCUUCCGAAGCCAGACCGUGCCCUGCAAAAACGACAAGCUCGCGGAAGCAAUUAUUUCCGCGCAAGAGAUGGUCCAGCGCCUCAAUGCGACGGCGCAGCCGGAUCUGUCCAACCAGAACGCAUGCGAUAGUCAUCUGGAGCUCUUCGACAAGGUCCUGGGCCAUUUCUGGGCGGCCAACUCGAUUGCCGAGAACGACAUCAAGCAGGACUCGAUUGCGACCACAAAGAUCAAGUCAUCCAAGAGCGAUGAAAACUCCCGAAACCUGCAGCUCCUGUUUAGCUACGUUGCCUUUAAUCGACUGAGAAUCACAAUCGAUCGCAACUUGCUCCUGAUUGAGAUUCUGAAGCAGAAGCUGAGGGACCAGGAGCGGCGCGGCGGCAAGCCCGACAAGAAGUCGGUCAAGCCCGAGGAGAUUGUCAAGCUGUACGAGAUCAUCACCCGGGCCCUCGUCGAGAUGAAGGACCUGCCUGCUCUCGAGAGCGACAACAACUACCAAAACCUGUGCAAUGCUCGACUUCUCUACUACAAGGCGAUCCGCGCUGCCCGGAUUGCCGACCACUACAGCCAGGCCGGAAAGCACCCCGAAGCCAAUGCGCUCUACAGCCGUGCAGAGGAGCACCUGUCGCUGGCUCGCUCGGAUGCCGAGAGUGUUCUGCGAAAGGCCUCCAAGCCCGGCAAGAAGGCCGCUGCCGGAACCGAAGCCGUGUCGUCCGAUGACGUCGACGAGCUCAAGAAGAUCCUGGCUCUGGUUGAGGAGCUGACCGACUCUAUCGCCGGCCAGAGGAUCCGUGCGCGUGCCGAGACAUGCCUGCAAAUCCAGACUGCCGAGAUCUCAGAGGCUGCCCACGAGAAGACCGAGACUCCUCUCGUCGACCGUCUGCAGUCGUUUGCACCCCAUUUCGACUCCAAGAACCCCAACCUCGUGUCAUUCCCGCCCAACUUCAAGGUCCUGUCAGCCAAGCCCAUGUUCUUUGACAUUGCCUACAAUGGCGUUGGCGACUACCCGACAGCAAGCGUGAGGAGUCGGGCCUCGGGCAGAGCAGCCGGUGCGGCGCCUGAGGAGAGCCAGAGGGGGUGGUUUGGCGGCCUCUUUGGUGCGCGAAAGUAGCAGCCCUCUCUAUGCGGUUGCAUCCUCCACUCCAUGCUUCAUGGGACUGGGCUCAUGGGGUGGCUUUCGCGGCUCUGGAUUCUGAAUAAACACAUGUUCAUCCACUCCUCCUCCUCCUCCCUGA